GAGAUCCAGCUCUGCCAUUGCUCUUGAAGCAGCCAGGAGUGAGAGAAUGUACGGGGGAAGAGGCAGUGCCACUCUAACUCUGGUGACCUGGGCGGCGCUACUGUGCUUGGUGCUUGUUCAGCUGGAACCCGCAAAUGCCGCAACUUACACGGUGGGAGGCCCCGGAGGUUGGGGUUUGAACUCUGAUACCUGGCCCAAAGGAAAGAGGUUCCGAGCCGGCGAUGUCCUCGUGUUUAACUACGACGCAACGAUGCACAAUGUGGUGGCUGUGAACAGAAAUGGGUACCAGAGCUGCAGUUCUCCGGCGGGUGCCAAAGUGUUGAGUACGGGGAAGGACCAGGUAAGGCUGGCACGCGGCCAGAACUACUUCAUUUGCGGCAAUUCCGGCCACUGCCAGUCCGGCAUGAGGCUUGCUAUUAACGCCCUGUGAUUCAGCCCUUACAAAUAUGUAUAAUUAAUUAUCAAUAAGAUAGAGCAUCUUCAUAAUGUUUCUGUUAUAUGGUCAGUGUGCGCGUAUGUGAGUACUGUAAUCCUGUGACAUAAUCACGUUGUGCGAGUAAUGGGCUGGCUAGUUAUGGAAGUUUGUUUGUGGUGUAUCGGGCAAGGGAGGGUUGGUCCUUAUCUAUGUCCAAGUGCCGGUGGACUCCAUCUGGGUUAAUCAGCAAUGUAUAAUAUAUUUGGGAAUAUUAGUUCGCUGAUCGCCACCGCGUUACAAAUUUGUGGUUUGGUUCGCUUUAUUCGACUUUCUCAACAUCUCUAAACUCGAUAUAUAUAUUCCCAUUUUCAUCUUUC
This is a messenger RNA of Neltuma alba, 792 nucleotides long. RefSeq names its product basic blue protein-like. NCBI's taxonomy places the organism in Eukaryota, Viridiplantae, Streptophyta, Magnoliopsida, Fabales, Fabaceae. Gene Ontology annotation, molecular function: electron transfer activity. Gene Ontology annotation, cellular component: plasma membrane. The coding region runs from base 47 to 430 and encodes 127 amino acids. The transcript is spliced from 2 exons. The record is from RefSeq and is a predicted model, not a curated record.